CUGGUACUCCAUGGACCACAGUAGAUAGCUACACCCAAAGAAUCAUGCCUCUACUUUGUCGUGUACAGUAAUGAUCUGCCACAUGUAAGAAUCUGAUUGGAGCUAGAUGGUCCAUGGGCCUGACCCAUGCUUCAAGUCCUCUGGUGUGACAUGGCCAACCUCUCUUUAUAAAACCUCUGCCCAUCUCUCUCCCCAUUCACUCCACCUCCCCUCAUUACCUACACCUCCUGCUCAAUCUGCACACCCGGUGCAUUCUAGCAAUCUCCAGCCGGACGAGCAAGGCGCUCAUUUCACCAUGAGGAAGGGCUAUGGUUCUUCACCCAGAUCGAACAGGCUAUCCUACGUCGGGUGGGAAGAGCACCCCCAACCCCAUUUUCUUGAAGCAUGUUUUCUUUGCCAGAAGCCACUGGGAAACAACAGUGACAUCUUCAUGUACAGAGGGAACACUCCAUUCUGCAGCAAAGAAUGCAGGCAAGAGCAGAUAGAGAAAGAUGAGGAAAGAGAGAAGAGCUGGAGCUUGUCUUCUUCCAAGAGACCUCACAGAACAGCGGACUCCAAGAAGAGUUCUCCCAGUAAGACUGUGCAGACGGGCACAGUUGCUGUGGCAUAGUCUUCAGCAGCAGCAGCAGCAGCAGUAGCUUGUCUGUGAACUUCUCAAGAACUCUGAAGCAGAGAAUCAGAGAAUCAGAGAGGGAUGUGUGAAUGAAGGGCUUGGGUGAUGAGUCCCAUUUGUAAAAACAGGGGUGGGGGCAUGACCCAUCAUAGAUUUUGAUUUUGAUUUUUGUUUUUGUUUUUAGUUUGCUUUGUUCUGUUUUCUGGGUUUUGGUUUUUGUUCUGGCUGGGUGUUUUUAAGGAAGAGCAUCCUUCAAUGGGAUGCUUUUGUGUGUAUGAAACUUCUGAGGCACUAAGAAAUCAAAUAGAUUUCAUUCAUGGUGUUUUUUUUUUCCCUUAAAUGAAUAAAUCUUUUGAAGUUCUUCCUCUA
Messenger RNA from Malania oleifera, 982 nucleotides. Its product is annotated as FCS-Like Zinc finger 3. The record is from RefSeq and is a predicted model, not a curated record. Bases 107 to 610 code for a protein of 167 amino acids. NCBI's taxonomy places the organism in Eukaryota, Viridiplantae, Streptophyta, Magnoliopsida, Santalales, Ximeniaceae. The transcript has 2 exons.